Molecule: messenger RNA, 2061 nt
Organism: Boeremia exigua
Lineage: Eukaryota; Fungi; Ascomycota; Dothideomycetes; Pleosporales; Didymellaceae
Exons: 4
Coding region: 1-2061 (686 amino acids)
Molecular function (GO): protein binding
Source: RefSeq, a predicted model, not a curated record
AUGAUCACGAGAAAGGUGGUCAAACAGGGGCUGGCCAUGCUCAUGCUGGCAGGCGAUGCAGUUGCUCAAUAUCCAUCUACGUGGAUGCCACAAGACGUUGUUACAUAUUUCUGCUCUCGCUGGUAUCAUCAGUCCAUCGUCAAGGAUGAUAUACUAUACCUAUAUGGCGGUGCACAGACGUUUGUUGCACCAGGCUCCAACACAAAUUCGAACAACAAUCCACUUGGUUACAAUCCUUUUAUGUUACAACUUGAUCUUAGACAGUCGUGGGACUGGUUGACGAAUAUUUCAUGGCAUGCCUUCGAAACCACACCGAAUCCAAGAACUGGCGCCAGGGUGAAACAGGCUAUGGUCAAAGGAUCGUUGUUCCAUGGUCCCUACAGCAGUCCUGAAAUCUGGACAUAUGGUGGAACCCUGUUCAGAGGUAACGAUACUUUCCUCAUGUCUGUCAGCCCGAACGCAUUCCGCGAUCAGAGCAACGUCUACCCGCUUUGGUCAUUCGAUAAUAAGACCAAUUUGUGGAAUCAAUAUGAUAUCGGUACCCUAAAUACUCCAAGCUACGGGUCUUCGACGGAGGCUCCUGAUCAAGGCUUAGCAUUCUACCUUCAUGGACAAACAGACAACGGUACGAAUACCGACGCCAGACUUUCAGGCGACAUUCAAAUUUUGCUCGACGGAAUGAUUGUCAUAGAUCUUGCGCGCCACACAUCGAGAAACGUUUCGACAACGGGUAUGAAGGAUCCGCAACCUCGCCUUGGUGGCGGUCUGCAAUACGUUCCAGGCAUCGGAAGAGAUGGACUGCUUGUAGCACUGGGUGGUAAAGUCCUUGAUGGAACCCAACCUGUGACAUCGCAGAGUCGCGGACGAUUACUGAGCUUCGACGAUGUCGAUGUUUUCGACCUUGCAUCAUAUACUGCAGCAAAUGGCAAUAGCACCUGGUAUACACAAUCGACUUCUGGCGAUAUUCCUCCGGCACGUAUCAACUCUUGCACUGUCCUCGCUUCAGCCCCAGACAACUCAUCGCACAACAUAUUCCUAUAUGGAGGCUGGGAUCCAACAGGUGACAGCAUCAAAUACUACGACGAUAUUCAUGUCCUUUCACUACCAUCCUUUACAUGGGUCAAGGUCUUCCAGGGUGAUUCCCCUCGAUACGGCCAUACUUGCCAUCUCGCAGGAGGGCGUCAGCUUCUCACUCUGGGGGGAAGCACGCAACACGGGGAAGAUGUAGACAUUUGCGAUUGGGAAAGCAAAUCUAUUGCCAUCUUGGAUCUGCCGACAAUGACCUGGGGCAGCAUCUUUUCUGCAGGUCAUAAGCCAUACGAACUGAGCGAUGGUCUGGUAGCCAAGCUUGGCGGUUCAGCGCAGGGGAAUGCCACAACAAUAACGCCUGUUCAGGGCUGGGCAUCAGAAGACUUUGAACAUGUCAUGCGCAUCUCCAGGACCUAUUCAGAUAUGAAUGGAACAAUGGAAGUCUUCGACCCAUUUGCACCGCAGACAUCAGGGACCAGUCCAUCAGGAACAAGUUCACCAGAAAUGGUCUCAUCAGGGAUGAGUCCCAAAACUCGAGCCGCGAUUAUCACUAGCGUAACAGUUGUUGGUGUAGCUAUUCUCGUAGGCAUUGUGUGGCUUAUCUGCAUGAGGCGUAAGAAACGCAUCAGCGCUGCUCGCUCAAAUAAUGCCUAUGAGGUUGAGGAGAAGCCCAAGUUCGAAUUGCCACCUAAAGAGAGGCCAUUGUACGAGGUGACUGGGGAAGGGUACAUGCAUGAAGCCACGGAUGGGACCGUUAGGUUUGAGGCGGACAGGUCGAACGUCGUGCCCAACGCAGUUGAGUUGCCAGCCGAGUUGCUAGCCGAACUACCAGCCGAAGUGCCAGCCGAAUUGCCAGCCAUUAGCUAUGGCGAGAAAGAGAAAGAGAAAGAGAAAGAGAAAGAAACGUGGGAGUCACCUGUUACCACAACACCUAGUCGCACCGUUACCAAAUACGUCGAAUACGACAAGGACGGAAACAUUAUAAAAGAUAGAAACGACAUAAACGACGGAACGCAACAAUAUAGAAAAUGA